ACUCUCAAUGUCUCAUUUCAUCUACACCACUUCUAGCCAAAUACGCACUCCACUCUGUUCCCCAAAUUUGCGAGGCAAGUCGACCACCACGUGCGGAUUUAGCUGACGUUAACUUUUGGCUAGUUUUUUUAGCAAAAAUUAACUUACCUCCGACCUCAACCUUAUCAAGAUGGCGAUGCCUAGUUUUGCUGGCCCUAUUAUGGUCGCACGGCCCGUGAUAUUCGUGGAGAUGGAGAAUUUACCCGAGGAGGACUUUCAUAUUGAAUUUGAAAUGGUGCAGAAGGUUCUGAAAGACGCGAACACCAUGAAAUUGCUGGGUUGCGAUGCAGCAAAGCUGAAAUUGCACAUGUUGGACCUUGAAGCCGAGAUGAGGCGACGAUUACGCUUGGCUUAUGCAAAGGCUGCGAUAACCAAGACCACUCGACCCACCAAGGCUGAACGGAUCGCUGUCAAGGAGAAGAUAAGCACGUUGAUUAAACAAAGCGUUGAACUGGCGAAGGAAAAUUACUCUCCCAAUUCGUACCAGUUUACAAGGAUUUACGACGUUUCUUGGGCCCGAUUUGGUGACCUCUUUCGUUCAAGAAAGAAGUGUUGGGAAUUUAGUGACUGCCUGGGGUGGAUGACCAAGUUGAAAUAUAUUGAGUCUCUUUUCCGACCGAAACGUUGGAUCAAUCAAAGUUCACUUGAACAGUGUAAAGUUGAAGAUGGUCGAGAGGUAGCUCGAAAGAAGGAGAAGGAGGAAGAAUCUCAAGUAAAGAAGACAGCCGGCAAGAGAUCGGGACAUGUGAAGGUAAACGGUGUAAACUCUCGGUAUGCCGUUCCACCAAAGAAAAAGUCUGGAUAGCUUGGAUAUGGAUGACUCUUUGAGCGAUGAAGAUGUGAAGGAUGACGAUAAGGAGGCUUUGAAUGGUACCAAGCCAAGGAGAUAAUUUUAAAAAAAACUGUAAAUUGCUUUUAAUAUAUAGGAUAAAGAUGUGAUACUAAUUGUAAGUAUUGCUAAUAUUUAUUAAACGAUGUUAGUAUGGAUAACUUUUUUACGACUUUGUUAGCAAAUUUUGAUCUCCUCAAUAAACGAGAAUUACCGUUGUUUCAAA
Molecule: messenger RNA, 1094 nt
Organism: Folsomia candida
Lineage: Eukaryota; Metazoa; Arthropoda; Collembola; Entomobryomorpha; Isotomidae
Exons: 3
Coding region: 170-844 (224 amino acids)
Source: RefSeq, a predicted model, not a curated record